AUGAAUCAUCCAAACGGAUAUUCUCCAGCGAAUCUUUCAAUCUUUAAUGGUAAGAAUUACGAAAAUUGGUGUAAGCAGAUGAAGGUUAUUUUUUGCUAUCAAGAUCUUUGGAAUCUUGUGGAGAAUGGAGUAACACCAAUUAGAGAACAUGCUACAAAUGAAGAAAAUAAUGCAUACAAAGACUUGAAGAAGAAAGAUUAUAAGGCUCUAUUUUUAAUUCAUCAAUGUGUUGAUCCAGACAACUUUGAGAAAGUUGGUGAUAUUGAUUCAGCAAAGGAAGCAUGGGACAUCCUGGAAAAAUCACUUGGAGGCGUUGAGAAAGUGAAGAAUGUGAGCUUGGCAAAUUUUGAAGCUUAUUCAAAAGAACUUGCAGCAAAAACUCUACUUCAAAAAAAUGCGAGAAAUUAUUCAGAUCCAGAACCUUAUAUCAACACUGAGCAUUCAUGGGAGGAGGAUUCAUCAUCUCAACUUGAAGAAACCUUGACCCAGUUUAUAAAGAUGAUUCAACUCAAUUUUGAGAAAAUUAACAGGCAUCAAGAAACAGUGCGAAGUAAAAUGGAAACAUCCUUCGAGAAUUUAGACAGACAACUUGGUCAAGUAUCUAGUCAAUUAGCAUUAGUACUGAGAUCUAGUGGGGAUUUAUAUGAAAAUAUGUUAGAUAGUCCUAGAGAUGUGUAUACUUAA
This is a messenger RNA of Lathyrus oleraceus (garden pea), 684 nucleotides long. RefSeq lists its product as uncharacterized. The record is from RefSeq and is a predicted model, not a curated record. Bases 1 to 684 code for a protein of 227 amino acids. The transcript has 2 exons. NCBI's taxonomy places the organism in Eukaryota, Viridiplantae, Streptophyta, Magnoliopsida, Fabales, Fabaceae.